AUGUCAAGCUCCUCGGUAGACGUCGACGCUGCGUCACGCAUCAGCUCGUCCACCGCGCGAAACACAGCCACGGCCAACCCCGCCAUGGCCCAGAGACGGCCGGAUGCGGUGCAGCUCUCAGCCGCCGACUGCAGCAUCGGCGACGACACCGGUGCCGUGACCUCCUCCUCUUUCGGCCUUGCCGCCACCUCGGAGACCGAGCAGCUGCCGCCGCCGCCGCCGUUUGAGCCACUCUUCGCGCUCCUCACCAACACCACGACCGGCGCCACCGUGCACCCGCGCGUGCACUACCUCUUCAGCGACGACGACGCCUCCAUACCCACCGCCGACGACGACGACCCCGCCGCUGACAACAACGAUCCCGAUGCCGCGGACCGUCACCGCAACCUAGUCGUGGACCUCACACCGACGCCUGCCCGCGACGCCUGGACCGUGUCGUGUGCCUCCAGCCUCGGCCCGGCCUUCGCCAUCACCGCGGCCGCGUUGUCCAAGCAGCAGGCCGAGGGGGGAAACGGCUCCGCCGAGCCCAGCCCGUCCUCGUCUGGCGGCGCCGCGUUAAUGCUACACGUCGAGGGCGUCUCGCGCGACCCCGUUGACCUGCGCGCCUCGGCCGAGGGCGGCGCCAGCCUGCGCUCCUCCUCGGGAAGCGGCGGCGCCGGCCCCCGGGAGGACCUCGACGGCCUGGCGGACGACUUUCGGCGGCGCAUGGGCGUCUUGAAGAAGGUGGUCGGCGAGGGCGAGAAGCGCCGCCGCGUCGCCGCCGCCGCCGCCGCCCAGCAGGAGCACGAGCUCGAGCACGACGGGGCGGGGAGUAACGAGAUUCACGACCCGGGCGCGCUUCGCUCCGAGACGGCGAGCCAGUCCCACGGCGGCGCUGCAUUGAACACCUCCUGA
Messenger RNA from Cordyceps fumosorosea ARSEF 2679, 894 nucleotides. RefSeq lists its product as hypothetical. The record is from RefSeq and is a predicted model, not a curated record. The coding region runs from base 1 to 894 and encodes 297 amino acids. The transcript has a single exon. NCBI's taxonomy places the organism in Eukaryota, Fungi, Ascomycota, Sordariomycetes, Hypocreales, Cordycipitaceae.